CCAGCACAGGCAGCGUCAGUGCAAACUUCCCCCACCCCGUCUUCCACCCAUGUGUGUCAACCCUGCCCCUGGAGGGACCAUCUCUCGAGGCAGAGGAGUCAACUUUCUCUCGCCAAAGAAUGGAGAGUGGAAGAGAAGGCUUAAUGUUGGUGGAAAGGAACAGGAGCAUGCCUGAGCCCCUUUAACUUUCUUCAAGGUCCUCUAAAGCAGGAGUCAGCAAACUUUCUUUAAGGAUCAGCAAGUACACAUUCCAGGCUUUGCAGGCCACAUGGUUUCUCUUGCAGCUACUUAUCUCUGUCAAUAUAGCAUGAAAGCAGUAAUAGAUAAUACAGAAACAAGUGAGCAUGGCUAUGUUCCAAUAAAACUUUAUUUAUAAAAAUAGGCAGUGGGUGGGUUUGGUCUUUGGGCUACAAUUUGGCCACCCGUGCUCUAGACCAAUGGGGAGAUCACAGAACCAGAAGGGUUCCAAGAGCUAGUCUAAGAGUUGCCCUCAUUUUAUAAAAGGCAAUGAGGUUUGUGGAUGUGAAAUAUUUGCUCAAGGUGACACCAGCUGUUAGAACACAGAUGAAGUAAAUGAAAUAGGAGAAGGGGACAAAGAGCUCCCAGAGAACCAACCAGUUGGUUGGCAUCACCUGACCUUUUUUUUUUUUUUUGCUUUACAUAAAAUCUCAAACAUCUGUUUGAAAUAAGUUUUCUAAAAUAGAGAAAAUAGUAUAGUAAAUUCCUGUGUACCUAUUACCUGGCUUGAACAAUGAACAGCUCAUGGCCAAUCUUGCUUUGUGUAUAUCCUUCCACUUUGGCCCCUUUGGAAGCAAAUCCAUGAAAUCAUAGCAUUUCAACCUUAGCCUAAGUGGCUAUAAGAGCAGAGUACUAUUCUGAGGCCUUCCUGAUAUACCAAGAUGGACCCAGGCCCUGCUUUCCAGAUGAGGAACCUGGCUCUUGCCUCCUUCAGCUUUCAGAUACCAUAAUUUUCAAAAUUUGGCCUCAGCUACUGCUGCCACUCCCAGGCUUGCUAAGCUUCUGGAUUCUUUUGAGGGAAUUUGGGCUUCUAACAAUCCUUGAAAACUACUCCUGAAGCUGGGUGGAUGCCUUAGCAUUUGGCAAAUUAAAGUGCCACUUGGCCAAAUUCAAAGCCCUUGUAAAUCAUGUUCUGCCCCAAGGGUCUUGCCAUCCCUAUAUGGGUGAUCUGGGUAGGGGUGUUUGACAUGGAUGGUGAUGUCCCCUUGUGAGGUCAGACCAUUGCUGCCAAGGGCCACCUUCCCUUUUUUGCCCUUUCCUGGUUAAAAAUCCACUGAGGAGGGAAUGGAGGAGCAGGAGUUGAAGUUGCCCUAUUCUGCCCUAGGUCUGCUUCUUUUUUUUUUUUGUGGCACACGGGCUUAGUUGCUCCGCAGCAUGUGGGAUCUUCCUGGAGCUGGGAUCGAACCCGUGACCUCUGCAUUGGCAGGCGGAUUCUUAACCACUGCGCCACCUAGGAAGCCCCUAGGUCUGCUUCUAAGGGACCUGUCCCCCAUCGUCUCAGACCUCAGAGGGCAGAGGCCUCUAUAUCAGAGCACUCUGCAAAGUCUCCUUCCAAACAUUCCCAUUUUAUCUUAACCACAGCCAUGCCAAAUGAGUGGAGCAAGUUUGUCCUAAUUUUCCCCAGUGAUAAAAUGGCCCAAGGUUCACAGCUGGCAAGUGGUAGACUUGGGAGUAAGCCCAAGUGUUAGGACUCAAAUCCCAUGUUCUUGCCACAGGCCAGCGGUUCUGAGUGUGAUCCCAGACCGGCAACCUUAUUAUUAUCUGGAACCUUGUUAAAAAUGUAGAUCUUGGGCCCUACUCCAGACCUAAUGACUGAGAAACAUUGGGGGUGGUUCCCAGUGAUGUUUUAACAAGCUCUUCAGGGGAUCGUCGGAAUCACAUCUAGAAUUAUAAAACAAACAAACAACCAACAACCCCCCCCCCAACUUACCCCCAACUGCACUGACCAAGGCCACCCCUGACCAAGGCCUCCUGACAAGGGACUGAGACCUUGAGGCCCUUGCUGUUACUGCCACUGCCCCAACAUGCAGAUUCAGUCUGAUUCCCACCUGACCCAAAACCCUGCUCCUCAGUGCCAGAAGAGGCAGAAGAGGAAUGAGCCUGGCCAGAACCCAGGUGUAGUAGUUUGGAAGCUGACUCCCAUCUGGCUUUCAAACAAGUAACAGAACAGCAGCUCCAGACUUUCACUGCUGGGCCAGCUCAGUUCUUGGGCACGGUGUCUGAACUGGGUACUUUUCACCUUUGACUCCAGCUCUGGAGAUUAGAUCUGGUUUGCUUAGGUUCAAGAGAUCUUCCUGUCCUGGUUCCAGAUUAUUCACCAGGUUUAUUUUGUAAGCCAUUAAAUAAGGUGGCUGUGUCCCAGCUUAGCAGAUAUCUUGCACUCUGCUGGCCAGAGCGCAAGCCAAUUUGCCAGCGCAUGUGGGAGGUAUUUACCUACUGGCAAUGGGUAGGACCUAGAGGGACCUUCAAGUUCAUUUUCUUGGAUGAACGUUGAGCUAAGGCCUGUACUAUUUCCCAAAAAGCCCCAGGCUCUCUUGCUGCCUCAGCUGCAGAUGACGAGUCUGUGGGUUUGGAUUUACCGGGGGAGUGAUUUUGACAGGGUCCCAGCCCUGGCCUGGUCGGCCCACUGAUUGACUGGAGCGUGCAGCGCUGGAGGCCCUGGGCUGUGUGGGGCGGGAGCCAUCACGGCUGGUCCCGGGUCCGCCCGUCCGGCAGGGGGCGCGCGGCGCCCGGGCCGCCCGCUCCUGCCCAUCUGCCCUGUCCCUGCCGGGCUCCGGAGUCGCGGGGGCGGGCCGGAGCGAGAUGGCGGCCGCCAGGAGACUCAUGGCGCUGGCAGCCGGCGUCUCUCCGCGCCUGCGGCUACCGGGUCUCGGCGUCCCAGAGCGACAGGGACGCCCGCGCGGCCUCUCCACAGGCUGCAACCGUCCCGACUGCACGAAGGAGGCCGCCGCGGCCGAGGCUGGGGCGGUCCCCGACGGCCCUGGGGAAAGCGACGGAAGCAUGGUGAACGCUUCUAGGGACCUAUUAAAAGAGUUUCCACAGCCCAAAAAUCUUCUCAACAGUGUGAUUGGAAGAGCCCUUGGCAUCUCACAUGCAAAAGACAAAUUGGUCUACGUGCACACAAAUGGACCGAAGAAAAAGAAAGUCACCCUCCACAUAAAGUGGCCCAAGAGCGUGGAGGUGGAAGGCUAUGGCAGCAAGAAGAUCGACGCUGAGAGGCAGGCUGCAGCUGCGGCCUGCCAGCUGUUCAAGGGCUGGGGUCUGCUGGGUCCCCGGAACGAGCUGUUUGAUGCAGCCAAAUACCGAGUGCUGGCCGACCGCUUUGGAUCUCCGGCUGACAGCUGGUGGCGCGCAGAACCCACCAUGCCACCUACUUCCUGGCGGCAGCUGAAUCCUGAGAGCAUCCGGCCAGGGGGACCUGGGGGCCUAUCCCGCUCCUUGGGCCGGGAAGAAGAGGAAGAUGAGGAGGAAGAGCUAGAAGAAGGGACCAUUGAUGUCACUGAGUUUCUGUCUAUGACCCAGCAGGAUUCCCACACCCCACUCAGGGAUUCGAGGGGGGGUUCUUUUGAAAUGACAGAUGAUGACAGUGCUAUUAGGGCUCUGACCCAGUUUCCACUUCCCAAGAACCUUCUGGCCAAGGUGAUUCAGAUCGCGACAUCGUCCUCCACAGCCAAGAACCUCAUGCAGUUCCAUACCGUGGGCACCAAGACCAAGCUGUCCACCCUCACCCUACUCUGGCCCUGUCCCAUGACCUUUGUCGCCAAAGGGCGUCGCAAAGCAGAAGCAGAAAAUAAGGCAGCAGCCUUGGCUUGUAAGAAACUGAAGAGCCUGGGCCUGGUGGACCGAAACAACGAGCCGCUCACCCACGCCAUGUAUAACCUGGCCUCCUUGCGUGAGCUGGGUGAGACCCAGCGCCGGCCAUGUACCAUCCAGGUGCCCGAGCCCAUCCUCCGCAAGAUAGAGACCUUCCUGAACCACUACCCCGUGGACAGUUCGUGGAUCUCUCCAGAGCUUCGGCUGCAGAGUGAUGACAUCUUGCCCUUGGGCAAGGACUUGGGGCCCCUGAGUGACCCUAUCACAGGCAAGCCCUACGUGCCCCUGUCAGAAGCAGAGGAGCUGCGUCUGAGCCAGAGCCUGCUGGAGCUGUGGCGGCGGCGAGGGCCAGUCUGGCAGGAGGCCCCCCAGCUCCCUGUGGACCCUCACCGGGACACCAUCCUCAGUGCCAUCGAGCAGCACCCAGUGGUGGUCAUCGCUGGGGACACAGGCUGUGGGAAGACCACUCGCAUCCCUCAGCUGCUGCUGGAGCGCUACGUGACCGAGGGCCGCGGCGCACGCUGCAAUGUGGUCAUCACCCAGCCGCGCCGCAUCUCGGCUGUCUCUGUGGCACAGCGGGUCAGCCAUGAACUGGGCCCCUCCUUGCGCCGGAACGUGGGCUUCCAAGUGCGGUUGGAAAGCAAGCCUCCGGCCCGAGGCGGCGCUCUGCUCUUCUGUACUGUGGGCAUCCUGCUGCGGAAGCUGCAGAGCAAUCCCAGCCUGGAGGGUGUGAGCCACGUCAUCGUGGACGAGGUGCACGAGCGGGACGUGAACACGGACUUCCUGCUGAUUCUGCUCAAGGGCCUGCAGCGGCUCAAUCCGGCCCUGCGGCUGGUGCUCAUGAGUGCCACAGGCGAUAAUGAGCGCUUCUCCCGCUACUUUGGUGGCUGCCCUGUCAUCAAGGUGCCCGGCUUCAUGUACCCCGUCAAGGAGCACUACCUGGAGGACAUCCUGGCCAAGCUGGGCAAGCACCAGUACCCACAUCGGCAUCGGCACCACGAGUCUGAGGAUGAAUGUGCUCUCGAUUUGGACCUUGUGACUGAUCUGGUUCUGCACAUUGAUGCCCGCGGGGAACCAGGUGGGAUCCUCUGCUUCCUGCCUGGCUGGCAGGAGAUCAAAGGAGUGCAGCAACGCCUCCAGGAGGCCCUGGGCAUGCACGAGAGCAAGUACCUCAUCCUGCCAGUGCACUCCAACAUCCCUAUGAUGGACCAGAAGGCCAUAUUCCAGCAGCCUCCCGUUGGGGUGCGCAAGAUUGUCUUGGCCACCAACAUCGCUGAGACCUCUAUCACAAUCAAUGACAUCGUGCACGUGGUGGACAGCGGUCUGCACAAGGAGGAACGCUACGACCUGAAGACCAAGGUGGCACCCACCUCCUGGCCCAGUCCCAGCCCAGAUCUGCCACGGGCCUGUGUGUGUCUGGAGAAGGCCACACUUGUGGGGUCUCAGUGUCCCUGCUGUGGUGGGGGAGGUGUUGAGGGGUUGAGUGACGUGAAGGCCAGGCAAGGGGAGCAUGGAGGAAGGCCUGCAGUGUGUGUGGCUGCUCACCUGCCCCCUCCCCCAGGUGUCCUGCCUGGAGACGGUGUGGGUGUCACGAGCCAACGUGAUCCAGCGCCGGGGCCGGGCGGGCCGCUGCCAAUCAGGCUUUGCCUACCACCUCUUCCCUCGGAGCCGGCUGGAGAAGAUGGCCCCUUUCCAGGUGCCGGAGAUCCUGCGCACGCCCCUCGAGAACCUGGUGCUGCAAGCCAAGAUCCACAUGCCAGAGAAGACGGUGUGGCAGAGGCAGUGGAGUUCCUCUCCAAGGCUGUGGACAGUCCAAACAUCAAGGCAGUGGACGAGGCUGUGAUCUUGCUCCAGGAGAUCGGGGUGCUGGACCAGCGGGAGUACCUGACCACCCUAGGGCAGCGCCUGGCCCACAUCUCCACUGACCCGAGGCUGGCCAAGGCCAUAGUGCUGGCUGCCAUCUUCCGUUGCCUGCACCCGCUGCUAGUGGUUGUUUCCUGCCUUACCCGGGACCCCUUCAGCAGCAGCCUGCAGAACCGGGCGGAGGUGGACAAGGUAAAGGCACUGUUGAGCCAUGACAGUGGCAGUGACCACCUGGCCUUCGUGCGGGCUGUGUCUGGCUGGGAGGAGGUGCUGCGCUGGCAGGAUCGCAGCUCCCGUGAGAACUACCUGGAGGAAAACCUGCUCUAUGCACCCAGCCUGCGCUUCAUCCACGGACUCAUCAAGCAGUUCUCAGAGAACAUUUAUGAGGCUUUCCUGGUGGGGAAGCCCUCGGACUGCACCCUGGCUUCUGCCCAGUGCAACGAGUACAGUGAGGAGGAGGAGCUGGUGAAGGGUGUGCUGAUGGCGGGUCUCUACCCCAACCUUAUCCAGGUGAGGCAGGGCAAGGUGACCCGGCAGGGCAAGUUCAAGCCCAACAGUGUCACUUACAGGACCAAAUCCGGCAACAUCUUGCUGCACAAGUCGACCAUUAACAGGGAGGCCACACGGCUACGGAGCCGAUGGCUGACAUAUUUCAUGGCUGUCAAGUCCAAUGGCAGUGUCUUUGUCCGGGACUCCUCCCAGGUGCACCCACUAGCUGUGCUGCUACUGACCGACGGGGACGUCCACAUCCGUGAUGAUGGGCGCCGGGCCACCAUCUCCCUUAGUGACAGCGACCUGCUGCGGCUGGAGGGCGACUCACGCACCGUGCGGCUGCUGCGGGAGCUGCGCCGGGCCCUGGGCCGCAUGGUGGAGCGGAGCCUGCGCAGCGAGCUGGCCGCACUGCCGCCCUGUGUGCAGGAGGAGCACGGGCAGCUGCUUGCCCUGCUGGCUGAGCUGCUGCGCGGGCCCUGCGGCAGCUUUGACGUGCGCAAGACCGCUGACGACUGAGCCCUGUCUCCGCUGGGGCCAUGUACAGAGUGCAAAUGUUUAUUUAAAAUAAAGUUCUAUUUAUCCC
Messenger RNA from Hippopotamus amphibius kiboko, 6769 nucleotides. It is a transcript of the gene DHX30, whose product is annotated as DExH-box helicase 30. Gene Ontology annotation, cellular component: nucleus; cytoplasm; intracellular anatomical structure. NCBI's taxonomy places the organism in Eukaryota, Metazoa, Chordata, Mammalia, Artiodactyla, Hippopotamidae. Bases 2821 to 6702 code for a protein of 1293 amino acids. The transcript is spliced from 19 exons. The record is from RefSeq and is a predicted model, not a curated record. Gene Ontology annotation, molecular function: G-quadruplex RNA binding; ATP binding; DNA helicase activity.